AUGGAUUUGGUGUACAGCAACAGAAGUGAUGUGACGUCAGUGAAUGAAAGUUCAGCUUUGUAUAGAUCAUACUUUCCUUCUUGGGAAGACUUCAACAGCAGUAUAGAUGACAUCCGUUAUUUUGUGAUAGGGGUCUAUACAUUUGUAAGUCUUCUUGGGCUUCUUGGAAAUGUUCUCAUAUUAUUGGCCUUGAUCAGAAAGUGGAAAGAGAAGACGGUCAUGAACUUUCUGGUUGGCAACCUGGCCUUCUCAGACAUUCUUGUGGUGCUGUUUUGUUCACCAUUUACACUGACUUGUGUGUUACUGGACCACUGGAUUUUUGGAGAUAUCAUGUGUCAUAUUGUUCCAUUUCUUCAGUGUGUAUCUGUUAUGGUUUCAACACUUAUGUUGAUGUCCAUUGCCAUGGUUAGAUAUCACAUGAUAAGCCACCCUUUGUCUAGACAUUUGACAGUGAACACUGGAUACCUGCUGCUCGGAAUUAUUUGGACACUAGGCUUCUGCAUUUGCUCUCCUUUAUCUGUUUUUCACAAAACCAUAGAUCUCAAGGACACCUUUCACCUGGAUUCAUUGAAAAACAAGUUCUUGUGCAUUGAAUCAUGGCCAUCGGAUUCAUACAGAAUUGCGUUUACAAUCAGCUUGUUAUGUGUCCAGUAUAUUUUGCCAAUAGUUUGCCUCACAGUCAGCCAUGCAAGCGUUUGUAGAAGAGUCAGUUCCAGCAUUCCAAACCAGCAAGUCCAGCCAGAAGAAAACGAGAUGAUUCAUUUGACUCUCCAUCAGUCAGACCGGCAGAGCUGCUCCCCGCCCCAGCUCUCUAACUCUGAAAGAUGGAGAUUAUCUAUCUCAAGAAAGCAAAGGAAAAGAUACAACAAAAAGUGCUCCAGUGUGAUGCCAGUCACGUAUAACCAUAAUAAUAACUCUGGAGAGCUCCUGCAUCCAAAAAUCAAGGACCAACAUACACCACCCCCCAACAUACUCCUUCCUGGUGUCCCUGUGUGCUUUGAGCUGAAAGCGGAGGAGAACACGGAAUUGCAGAAAAUGCUCACGACUUCUAAAUCUAUUUCGAGGAUGAAGAAGAGAUCCAAAAAUGUUUUUUACAAGCUGACCAUUGUGAUCCUGGCUUUUGCCAUCAGCUGGAUGCCCCUUCACAUUUUCCACCUUGUCACCGACUUUGGCGCUGACCUCAUCUCCAGCAAACAUUUUAAGCUGGUGUAUUGCAUUUGCCAUUUGCUGGGGAUGCUGUCUUGCUGUUUAAAUCCAAUUCUGUAUGGGUUCUUAAAUAAUGGGAUAAAAGCGGAUUUGAUAUCUUUGAUUAAAUGUUUUUACACAUCCUGAAUGUCAUUAAGCAAUGUCACAUAUUAAGGUUGUGACUCAACCUUAACCUGCAGGCAGUCAUAUAAAGAUUUAUAUAAUCAGGGUCAAGAUGAGGAAGUACAU
Molecule: messenger RNA, 1434 nt
Organism: Polyodon spathula (Mississippi paddlefish)
Lineage: Eukaryota; Metazoa; Chordata; Actinopteri; Acipenseriformes; Polyodontidae
Product: neuropeptide Y receptor type 5-like
Exons: 1
Coding region: 1-1332 (443 amino acids)
Biological process (GO): G protein-coupled receptor signaling pathway
Cellular component (GO): neuron projection; plasma membrane
Molecular function (GO): neuropeptide binding; neuropeptide Y receptor activity
Source: RefSeq, a predicted model, not a curated record